This is a messenger RNA of Nasonia vitripennis (jewel wasp), 1003 nucleotides long. RefSeq lists its product as uncharacterized. The transcript is spliced from 2 exons. Bases 353 to 895 code for a protein of 180 amino acids. NCBI's taxonomy places the organism in Eukaryota, Metazoa, Arthropoda, Insecta, Hymenoptera, Pteromalidae. The record is from RefSeq and is a predicted model, not a curated record.
AUGUGUUUUCAUUUGCUCAAAAUACUAUGGCAGUAUUCAAUUAGCCAUCAUUCAAUUCAUAUGAGACUAUUUACGAUAUACUAGAUCAGCCAUGAUAAUAUUAUUGGAACAAGAAUGGAAGACAACAAAACGUCGGUGACAAAAAAGUCUACAUAAUUACGAUACGUCUAAAUGCAUGGAAUUCAAAAUACUCGUGAGCGUAGUACACAGAGGCCGCGCGCGGUGUAAACAAAAGGAGCGAAGGUCAAGCAGAUUUAAGCUUAGCAGAAUACGCAGAAAUGGAUGAAGUCUCGUGACUGCGCCUUGAAACCUACUUAUAGGUAUACCUUUUGUCAGUCGUUCACAAGCCACCAUGGAGGAACAAGAAGAAAAGUCGCCUACUGUUGCAACGCAGACGGAGCCAACUGCCGUCUGUCACCAGGGUACGUCGGUUAACGAGUUUUUGCUUGCCACUGGAAAUGCGAUACUCACAACUGAGAGAAUCAGAGUAAAAUGCUACAGUGUUCUGUACGGCAGGGCAAGUCGCUACGUUCCAGCUCCAUUAGAUAAUGAAUUUCAGUCAGGCAUAUAUACGCAAACACCAAGGAAAACCGGAAAAGCCGAAAUGGUACAGGUGCAGCCUGGUAAAAAUAAUCCACCGCGUAAGAAUUGUCAGUACAAUAGAGCCAAGGCAGGGAAGUUCACGAAAUCGGAAGCUCAUACUGCUCAUAGUACGCAGACGCCUUCGAGCGGGAUCGCUGUAAGUUCUCCUAAUGGAGGAUUGAAACUGAGCAAAAAUGCAAAAAGAAAGUUGAAUAAAAAAUUUAAAAAAAUUGCUCGCAUGUAUGAUGCUCAAGCUGAUAAACCAGCAAUAGAAAUAACUCGUGCGACGCAUUAUAGGCUAAACUUUAUAUAAUCAGCUUGUAUGAAAAAUUGCUUUGAAGAUACUUAUUUAUUAUUUUUAUUGACACAUGUGACCUAGAGAACUGUAAUAAAACGUACAUGGACAAUGACAAUCACUGAA